CUCUGCCUGUCUGACCGUCUGUCUUUCUGUCUAUGAAGCUGUACAGCAGCAUGCCUGUAUGUUUGCCAGCAGCACAAGCAGAAGCACUAUGGAAGUGAAAGAGCGCCGUCCAUACUGCUCACUCACCAAGAGCCGCAGGGACAAGGAGGGACCGUACACUGGUUCAUCAGGGGACAGCGAAGACUGUGCUAUUGGCCCCCAGGGACUCCGGGUCCCCACCCAGAAGUCCUACUCCUCCAGUGAAACACUCAAGGCCUUCGACCAGCACCAAGACCAGACAAGGUUGCUGUACGGGACGACAAAGGGAUACAAGGACAUGGUUCACCGCGAACAGGAUGAUUAUAACAGACAAGGUCAGCAUUUCAGUCUCCGUCAGCUGGGAAUCUGCGAGCCGCCUUCGCGUCGAGGCCUGGCGUUCUGCUCCGACAUGGGCCUCCCCCACCGCGGCUUCUCAGUUGGUACAGCCCAGGACCUAGAUACCGAUAGUCAGGCUGUGAUGUCACCAGAGCGCGCCAUGCGGCUGUGGGGCCGUGGGGGUCUGGGUAAAUCAUCAGGGAGGAGUUCCUGUCUGUCCAGCCGCUCCAACUCAGUGCUGACUCUCACCGACACCGAGCAUGAGAACAAGUCGGACAGCGACAAUGGUUCUCCAAUGCCCUCCCCCUCCUGUCCAUCAUCUGUCAUUGACCAAUCACAUCCACAAUCAGCCAAUCCACAUGGCAACCAGUUGUUAGGCGACGUGGCUGAGCCAGACUCAGAGGAAGAGGAGGAAGAGGAGGAGGAGGAGGAGGAAGGAGAAGAGGAGUAUGCAGCCAGAUUGUAUUUACCUGUAACACAUGAGCAACCAUCCAAUCACCACGGCUCCAACCUGCCUCCAGUACCUCCGCCCCACCGCCAGCAGCCCUCAAUAACAGCUCUCAACCAAUCCCUGAGCUCCACGCACCACGCUGGCCAAUCACUGAAUUCUACGCGUCAGCUAACCCCUCCUACUGGAAGCCCGGCCCCUGUGGCCGGCCAAUCACCAGCCGAGCUGCAGACCACGCCCCCCGAGAGCGUCCCGCUGCAAGACAGCUGGGUGCUGGGUAGCAAUGUGCCUCUGGAAACAAGGCACUUCCUCUUUAAGACAGGUACAGGCACCACCCCCCUCUUUUCCACGGCAACUCCUGGCUACACUAUGGCAACAGGCUCAGUGUACUCCCCACCCACCAGGCCAUUGCCGAGGAAUACCCUGUCCCGCUCUGCCUUUAAGUUCAAGAAAUCCUCCAAGUACUGCUCAUGGAGGUGUACAGCCCUCAGUGCAGUAGGACUAUCUGUACUGCUCUCUGUCCUGCUCUGUUAUUGCAUAGCUAUGCACCUGUUUGGUCUAAACUGGCAGCUUCAGGAGAGUGAGGGAUAUGGAGCAUUUGAAAACGGAGGAGGGGGAAGAGAUACAACUCCCAACACCUUUAUGGUGUCUACCGACAAUGCUAAAAUGUUUCUUCUAGAGAACAACACCAUAGACACGGGAGAGGUGGAUGUGGGGAGACGAGCCAUACAAGAUGUCCCACCAGGUGUGUUUUGGAGGUCCCAGCUAUAUAUUGACCAACCCCAGUUUUUGAAAUUCAACAUAUCCGUCCAGAAAGAUGCUCUUGUUGGUGUUUAUGGACGCAAAGGCCUACCGCCCUCACACACACAGUACGACUUUGUGGAGCUACUGGACGGUAGUCGCCUCAUUUCCAAAGACAAACGAGCCCUCAGUGACACGGAUGCAGGACACGCACGUCCAGCUGGUGCACAGGAGGAGGAGUCUGUAGCACGAGCUCGACACACACGCUCAGUGAACGUGCACGAGGCUGGCUUCAUCCAGUACCUGGACACAGGAAUCUGGCACAUGGCGUUUUACAACGACGGACGCAACACAGAACAAGUGAUUUACAACACCAUCGUCAUCGAGUCGAUUAUGGAGUGUCCUCAGAAUUGUCAUGGAAACGGAGAUUGUCUCUCAGGAAUAUGCCACUGUUUCCCAGGAUUUCUGGGGCCUGACUGCUCUCGAGCUUCCUGCCCAGUGCUGUGCAGUGGUAAUGGCCAGUACUCCCGUGGCCGCUGCCAGUGCUACAGCGGCUGGAAAGGCACUGAGUGCGACGUACCAGCCAACCAGUGCAUCGACAUCCACUGUGGAGGACACGGCAUCUGCAUUGUGGGUGCCUGCAUCUGCAAUACUGGUUAUAAGGGCGAUAAUUGUGAAGAAGUGGACUGCAUAGACCCCAGUUGUUCGGCCCAUGGGGUGUGUAUUCAUGGAGAGUGCCACUGUCAGCCAGGCUGGGGCGGAGCCAGCUGUGAGAUUGCCAAGGCCAUGUGUCCGGACCAGUGUUCAGGCCACGGCACCUACAACGCAGAGACCAGCACCUGCACCUGCGACCAGAGCUGGACCGGGCCCGACUGCUCUUUAGAGGUGUGUGAAGUGGUCUGUGGCAGCCAUGGCGUCUGUUAUGGCGGGGUGUGUCGAUGCGAGGAGGGCUGGACAGGAACUGUGUGUGACCAGAAGGCCUGCCAUCCACUGUGCAGCAAGAACGGAGUGUGUAAGGAAGGGAAGUGUGAGUGUGACCAGGGAUGGACAGGGGAGCACUGUAAUAUCGCUCACAAUCCGGACAUUAGAGUAAAAGGAUAUAAAGAGGGUUGUCCAGGUCUCUGCAACAACAACGGACGAUGCACUCUGGAGGCCAGCGGCUGGCACUGCAUCUGCCAAUCAGGAUGGAGAGGGGCCGGGUGUCACGUAGCCAUGGAAACACUCUGUACCGAUGGCAAGGACAAUGAAGGAGAUGGCUUGGCUGACUGUAUGGAUCCAGACUGCUGUCUGCAGCCCUCCUGUCAGAACCAGUUAUACUGCAAAGGGUCACCUGACCCGGCGGAGGUGCUCAGCCAGUCUCCAUCCUUAUUGGCUCCCCAGCAGGCUGCCAGGUCUUUCUACCAGCGCAUUCACUUCCUACUUGGUCCUGAAUCCACUCACGUCAUCACUGGAGACAGUCCAUUCAAUAAAAGCUUGGUGUCGAUAAUUCGAGGUCAGGUGUUGACAGCGGACGGGACACCUCUGAUUGGAGUCAACGUGACGUUUGUCGACUAUGCUGAACAUGGAAACACUGUAACACGCAAGGAUGGCAUGUUCGAUCUCCUGGCCAAUGGCGGGGCAUCCCUAACAUUGAGUUUUGAGCGUGCUCCAUUCCUCACUCAGUACAGAACUGUGUGGGUGCCAUGGAACGUCUUCUAUGUGAUGGACACAAUGGUUAUGAAGAAGGAGGAGAAUGACAUUCCUAGCUGUGACCUGAGUGGUUUCAUCAGACCCAGUCCUGUCAUUGUUGCUUCUCCUCUGUCUACGUUUUACAAAGCUUCAACUGAGGAUGGACCCAUCAUACCUGAAACAGAGGUUUUACAAGAAGAAACCUCAAUACCAGGCAGCGAUCUAAACCUGAUCUACCUGAGCUCCAGAGCUGCGGGAUAUAAACCGGUCCUCAAAGUCACCAUGACACAGUCAUCCAUACCUUUCAACCUGAUGAAGGUUCACCUGAUGGUGGCGGUGGUGGGUCGCCUUUUCCAGAAAUGGUUCCCUGCACAACCAAAUCUAUCCUACACUUUUAUCUGGGACAAGACAGACGCCUAUGGCCAACCUGUCUAUGGACUAUCUGAGGCAGUUGUGUCGGUGGGGUUUGAAUACGAGUCCUGCCUGGACCUCAUCCUGUGGGAGAAGAGAACGGCCACUCUGCAAGGCUACGAGCUGGAUGCUUCCAACAUGGGAGGAUGGACGCUGGAUAAACAUCACAUCCUAGAUGUACAAAACGGUAUACUGUACAAGGGCAAUGGUGAGAACAUUUUCAUUUCCCAGCAGCCCCCUGUCAUCAGCAGCAUCAUGGGAAACGGACGUCGCCGCAGCAUCUCCUGUCCCAGCUGUAAUGGGCAGGCAGAGGGCAACAAGCUGCUGGCACCCCUGGCUCUGGCCUGCGGAGCAGAUGGCAGCGUCUUCGUUGGCGACUUCAACUACAUCAGGAGGAUCUUCCCCUCUGGGAAUGUUACCAGUGUCAUGGAGCUGAGAAACAAAGAUUUCAGACAUAGCAACAACCCUGCUCACCGUUACUAUCUAGCCACCGACCCAGUCACCGGGCAGCUGUAUGUGUCGGACACUAACUCUCGACGAAUCUACCGACCCAAGAUGCUCAGCGGUGCCCGUGACCUCAUCAGUAAUGGAGAAGUUGUGGCUGGUACAGGGGAACAAUGUCCUCCAUUUGAUGAAGCCCGAUGUGGAGAUGGAAGAAAAGCUACAGAGGCACAGCUACUGGGACCUAAAGGGAUUGCAGUUGAUAGAAACGGGUUGAUCUAUUUCGUGGAUGGGACUAUGAUCAGGAAAGUCGAUCGUAAUGGAAUCAUCUCUACAGUGCUGGGCAGCAAUGACCUGACCUCUGCACGGCCUUUGACCUGCGAUACCAGCAUGCACAUAAGACAGGUUCGUUUAGAAUGGCCCACAGAUCUAGCCAUCAAUCCCAUGGAUAACUCCAUCUACGUCCUGGACAACAACGUUGUGCUGCAGAUCACUGAAAAUAGACAGGUUCGUAUCGUGGCAGGUCGUCCCAUGCACUGCCAGGUACCUGGUAUAGAAUAUACUAUGGGGAAGAGAGCGGUCCAGACCAUGCUGGAGGGAGCUACAGCCAUCGCCUUGUCCUACAGCGGUGUCCUCUACAUUGCAGAGACGGAUGAGAAGAAAAUCCACCGCAUUCGACAGGUGUCGACUGAUGGAGAAAUUACCCAUCUAGCUGGAGCGCCAUCUGACUGUGACUGCAAGAACGAUGCCAACUGUGACUGCUAUCAAACAGGAGAUGGCUACGCUAAAGACGCAAGGCUUAAUUGCCCUUCCUCUUUAGUGGUGUCUCCGGAUGGGACACUGUACGUGGCUGAUCUGGGAAACAUCCGGAUUCGAGCCAUACGAUGCAACCAACCACCUACUGGCUCCCUGGCUUCAGGUCCCAGCUCCUAUGAAGUGGCCUCUCCAGCCUCUCAGGAGCUCUAUGUGUUUGAUGGGAACGGGACUCAUCAGUUCACCAUGUCUCUGGUCACUGGAGACUAUAAAUACAACUUCAGCUACAGCAAUGAGGAGGAUGUAACCGCAGUGACAGACAGCAGCGGGAACACCCUCCGCAUCCGUAGAGAUACCAACAGGUUGCCUGUACGUGUGGUCGCCCCGGACAAUCAGGUCAUCUGGCUGACCAUCGGGACUAAUGGAGGUCUGAAGAGUCUCACAGCUCAGGGUCAGGAACUGGUCUUGUUCAGUUACCAUGGCAACAGCGGUUUGCUGGCUACCAAGAGCAUCCAAAUAGGCUGGACUACCUUCUAUGACUAUGACAGCGAGGGUCGUCUGACUAAUGUGACCUUCCCCACCGGCGUGGUGACCAAUCUCCACGGCGACAUGUCGUCAGGGGCUGUUGCUGUGGACAUUGAGACGUCAGGGAGAGAUGAGGACGUUUCCAUCACAACCAACCUUUCAUCAAUAGACUCCUUCUACACUCUGGUGCAAGACCAGCUUCGUAACAGCUACCAGGUGGGUAAUGACCAUUCACUGAGGGUCAUCUAUGCCAAUGGGAUGGACACACACUACCAGACAGAGCCCCAUAUACUGGCAGGUGCUGCUAACCCAACUGUGGCCCGACGCAACAUGACGCUGCCGGGAGAGAAUGGCCAAAACCUGGUGGAGUGGAGGUUCAGGAAGGAACAGACACGUGGAAAAGUCAUUGUCUUUGGUAGAAAGCUCAGGGUGAACGGUAGGAACUUGCUGUCUGUGGAUUACGAUCGGUCCUUGCGAACAGAGAAGAUUUAUGAUGACCACAGGAAGUUCCUGCUGAAGAUCAUCUAUGACACGCAGGGCCAUCCGACACUCUGGGUUCCCAGCAGCAAGCUACUGUCAGUGAACUUGACAUACUCCAGUACUGGUCAGGUGACAGGCCUCCAGAGGGGUCCAACCACAGAGAGGUGGGAGUACGACAGUCAGGGAAGAAUCAUCUCUCGAGUCUUUGCUGACGGAAAGACGUGGAGCUACACUUACUUGGAUAAGUCCAUGGUCUUGCUGCUGCACAGCCAGCACCAGUACAUCUUUGACUAUGACUCUGGGGACCGUCUGUCAGCGGUCACCAUGCCCAGUGUGGCUCGGCACACCAUGCAGACCAUCAGAUCCAUAGGAUACUACAGGAACAUCUACACCCCCCCAGAGAGCAACGCCUCUGUUACUGUGGACUACUCUGAAGAUGGACAGCUCCUCAGAGUUGCCCAUCUAGGGACUGGCCGCUGUAUACUGUACAAAUAUCGCAGACAGAACAAGCUGGCAGAGAUCCUCUAUGACUCAACACGGGUCAGUUUCACGUAUGAUGAGACGGCUGGUGUGCUUAAGACGGUCAACCUGCAGAGUGAAGGCUUCAUCUGCUCAAUCCGGUAUCGCCAGAUCGGCCCGCUGGUUGACCGGCAGAUAUUCCGCUUCAGCGAGGACGGGAUGGUGAAUGCACGCUUUGACUACACCUACGACAACAGCUUCAGAGUCACCAGCAUGCAGGCUGUCAUCAACGAGACACCGCUGCCAAUUGAUCUUUAUCAGUUUGAUGAUAUAUCUGGGAAGGUGGAGCAGUUUGGGAAAUUUGGAGUCAUCUAUUAUGAUAUCAAUCAGAUCAUCUCCACAGCAGUGAUGACCUACACCAAACACUUCGACCAGCACGGCCGCAUCAAGGAGAUCCAGUACGAGAUCUUCAGGUCCCUGAUGUACUGGAUCACCAUUCAGUACGACAACAUGGGCCGAGUCACUAAGCGAGAGAUCAAGAUUGGACCAUUCGCCAACACAACCAAAUAUGGUUACGAGUAUGACGUUGAUGGGCAGCUGCAGACGGUCUCCCUCAAUGAGAAGAUGAUGUGGAGGUAUAAUUAUGACCUGAACGGAAACCUGCAUUUGCUGAACCCUGGCAACAGUGGUCGGUUAACCCCUCUACGCUACGAUCUGAGGGACAGAAUCACUCGUCUGGGAGAUGUUCAGUACAGGCUGGAUGAAGAUGGAUUCCUCAGACAGAGAGGAGCCGAGAUAUUUGAAUACAACUCCAAAGGUCUUUUAGUUCGUGUCUACAGUAAAGCAGCCAGCUGGACCAUCCAGUACCGUUACGAUGGUUUGGGUCGGCGUGUGGCAUCUAGAAACAGUCUGGGCCAACACCUGCAGUUCUUCUACGCUGACCUGAACUACCCCACCAGGAUCACCCACGUCUAUAAUCACUCCAGCUCCGAGAUCACGUCCUUUUACUACGAUCUGCAGGGCCAUGUGUUUGCUAUGGAGAUCAGCAGUGGAGAGGAGUUUUAUAUUGCAUGUGAUAACACUGGGGCCCCACUGGCUGUCUUCAGCAACAAUGGACUAUUGCUUAAACAGGUACAGUACACGGCAUAUGGGGAGGUUUACUUUGAUUCCAACCCAGACUUUGUGCUGGUAAUUGGUUUCCAUGGAGGCCUUUAUGAUCCUCUGACACGACUGCUGCAUUUUGGAGACAGAGACUACGACAUUCCCGCUGGAAGGUGGACCACUCCUGACAUCAGCACAUGGACACAUGUUGGUAAAGACCCCCAGCCCUUCAACCUCUACAUGUUCCGAGGCAACAACCCCAUCAGCAAGAUUCAUCAGGUCAAAGAAUAUGUCACAGAUAUCAACAUCUGGUUGGUCACAUUUGGCUUCCAUCUCCACAACGCAAUCCCAGGAUUCCCCAUUCCUAAGUUUGACCUAACGCAGCCGUCACUGGAGAUGAAAAAGAGCCAGCUGUGGGAUGACCUGCCUUCCAUUUCAGGUGUCCAGCAGGAGGUGACUCGUCAGUCUCGGGCCUUCCUGUCCUUUGAGCGCAUGCCAGAAAUCCAGCUCAGCCGGCGACAUUCAGACCACAGCAAACCCUGGCUGUGGUUCGCCACCGUCAGGUCUCUGAUUGGCAAGGGAGUGAUGCUCGCUGUGAUCCAAGGCCGCGUGGUGACCAACGCUCUCAACAUUGCCAAUGAGGACUGCAUCAAAGUUGCUGCAGUCUUAAACAACGCCUUUUACCUUGAAGACCUACAUUAUACAGUGGAGGGACGAGACACGCACUACUUCAUCAAGACCAGCCUGCCUGAGAACGACCUCAGCGCACUGCGGCUCACCUCAGGCAGAAAAUCACUGGAAAACGGUGUGAAUGUCACAGUGUCCCAGUCUACCACGGUGAUGAACGGGAGAACGCGGCGCUUUGCCGACGUGGAGCUGCAGUACGGCGCUCUGGCACUUCACGUUCGUUACGGGACGACGCUGGACGAGGAGAAAGCGCGACUCCUGGAGCACGCAAGGCAAAGGGCGCUGGCGAGCGCCUGGGCCCGCGAACAGCAGCGGGUGAGAGACGGGGAGGAAGGAGUUCGGCUGUGGACGGAGGGAGAGAAAAGGCAGCUGCUGAGCAGCGGGAAGGUUUUGGGUUUCGAUGGCUACUACGUCUUGUCCAUAGAGCAGUACCCCGAGCUAGCCGACAGCGCUAACAACAUGCAGUUCCUACGGCAGAGUGAGAUAGGGAGGAGGUAACACGGCAUCAACAACAUCUAAUUUCUACCCCCUGUAAAGACUAACAAAAAGUUCAGUUUUAACACAAAAUGGAUGUCACAGACUGUCUUGAGACUCAAAAGUAGCCACUGAAGAGACCCCAUGUUUGCAAAUUUAGUUUUAUUCUGAGGAUGGUGAAGUAGGAUUUGUAGUGAACAGUCACUUUAAACGCAAAUUACCCGAAACAUUAUGAAACUACAGUUGUGAUGGUUUAAAACAGUCUUCAUGAGCCUGAAAGAAGGUUCAGUCGUUUGACCAAUGCCUUCUCUCUCUUUCUAUCUAUAUUUUCUUUCUUUCGCCCUGUCGUCUGCCUUUAAACAGCCUGCACGCAUGCCCCUCCCUCUCUCUCUGGUAGGCGGGGCUAACCUGAGUGCUAUAAUCGUGUGCUAUCUAGCUGUGAAACAGUGGGAUGUAAAGACUUGUUGAAGUAGCCAACUGAGCAUUUCAGCAGCCAUCACAACUAGAUGAGCCCCCAAGCAUUUAGACAGUUGUAAACUGUCAGAGCAGUCAAUAUAACAAAUGUCUGUGGAUCCCUCACAGAUGAUGCCGGUAUCACAUCUGUGUGGGUCCGGGUGUGACCCGUCGCUCCGAGUUAUAGGCCUCGAUGAGCCAUGUCUAUAGGAUCUG
Messenger RNA from Perca fluviatilis (European perch), 9211 nucleotides. RefSeq names its product teneurin transmembrane protein 3 (gene tenm3). Gene Ontology annotation, biological process: heterophilic cell-cell adhesion; signal transduction; neuron development. The coding region runs from base 59 to 8566 and encodes 2835 amino acids. Lineage: Eukaryota; Metazoa; Chordata; Actinopteri; Perciformes; Percidae. The transcript has 56 exons. Gene Ontology annotation, molecular function: protein homodimerization activity; protein heterodimerization activity; cell adhesion molecule binding. Gene Ontology annotation, cellular component: neuron projection; membrane. The record is from RefSeq and is a predicted model, not a curated record.